This is a messenger RNA of Pongo pygmaeus (Bornean orangutan), 285 nucleotides long. RefSeq names its product C-C motif chemokine ligand 26 (gene CCL26). The record is from RefSeq and is a predicted model, not a curated record. The transcript is spliced from 3 exons. Gene Ontology annotation, cellular component: extracellular region. Gene Ontology annotation, molecular function: CCR chemokine receptor binding; chemokine activity. The coding region runs from base 1 to 285 and encodes 94 amino acids. Gene Ontology annotation, biological process: chemokine-mediated signaling pathway; positive regulation of GTPase activity; inflammatory response. NCBI's taxonomy places the organism in Eukaryota, Metazoa, Chordata, Mammalia, Primates, Hominidae.
AUGACAUGCCUCUCUUUGGCCUCUGCUGUGCUCCUGGCCUCCCUCCUGAGUCUCCACCUUGGAACUGCCACACGUGGGAGUGACAUAUCCAAAACCUGCUGCUUCCAAUACAGCCACAAGCCCCUUCCCUGGACCUGGGUGCGAAGCUAUGAAUUCACCAGUAACAGCUGCUCCCAGCGGGCUGUGAUAUUCACUACCAAAACAGACAAGAAAGUCUGUACCCAUCCAAAGAAAAAAUGGGUGCAAAGAUACAUUUCUUUACUGAAAACUCCGAAACAAUUGUGA